AGCCAUUACUUGACAGGGCUUCACCCGUGGGCCAAUCUGAUCGUUCCUCGCUCGACCCGAAUCUUGCGCGAUCCAGACCUCCAGGCUGGGAUAGUCCUGGAUAACGACGUAUACCGCCAGCUUCCUGUUUCCGGAUAUCUGUCGCACCGGUUCUCGAAGUCCCUGUUUCCCCAAGUACCCAUACAGGCGGAUCGCCCGCCCGAAACAAUACCAUUUAUCGAAUUGCAACACAUAGAGGACGCCAUAUUCUUCCGUCAACGCACGUCGCGCCUCAUAACGCAGGUCCUCGCCGGACAGUAUCGUGACGAGGAUACCGGCAAUAUCCAACGUCAACCGUUGGGUGAACACCCCACCAUCAUUGUCCCCCCGGUUUGGAACAAGAUCCGACCCGUUCUUUAUCAAGUCGUCUCGACAGCCUGGGGCACCGGCGUAAUACUGGAAGCAAAGGACUUCUUCACAAUUGGACCAGAUCGGCGCGAUCUGCACUGUAUCAUUCUAGAUAAUUAUGCCAUCAACCUCACCUCAGGAUACAGGGGAUUUGACAAGUUCAUGAUAUCCGUUAAGGACUUCGUAUGGGUCUACGAUGUUAAACCGUCGGUUCAAGCCAUGCAGAACCCGCAUGCAGUAUUACGAAAAUCUCGUAUACCCCGCACGACCGUCCUCGAGAGCAAUUCCGCUUAUUUCUUCAGAGUCGACCAUUUUGCCUUCGUAACGCCUCGGCAACGUGACGACAAAAUCUACGGCAUCGUAUUAUCCACCCUCGUACGCCGAGAGAGAAUACAGUCAUUUCAGGCCGCCUUUGAAGACGCUCCCGAUCCGGUGGUCGUGCCGCCAUCCGUGUGUGCGUUUGAUAUCGCCACAGUGCAACCAGACGAGAUGCUGUUGGCUGAAUCGCGCUAUAACGUCUCCACGGCUAUCCGAUUCUCGGAGCCUCCAGUUUCCGUCCAAGCACAGAAUCAGCUUUGCGAUGCAAUCCGUCACACUCUCCCCAUGCAUCCCAGUGAGGGGCUGCUACCCCUCAAGGUCUUCCGCCUUGACCCUAGCGAGUAUGCGUGGUUAGACGAUCGCAUGGGAAAAUUUGAUUCUUUUCACGACGAUCCCAAAACAGCCAAGAGAAAGAUGUCUAAGCUUUUCAACGUCGCCUGUUCCGCGCUCGCGGCACUUGAUUCCCUGGUGGACGACAAAAUAUCGCACUGGGUCACUGCUACGAUCCCC
Molecule: messenger RNA, 1215 nt
Organism: Cylicostephanus goldi
Lineage: Eukaryota; Metazoa; Nematoda; Chromadorea; Rhabditida; Strongylidae
Source: the annotation of a GenBank genome assembly